This is a messenger RNA of Pestalotiopsis fici W106-1, 1896 nucleotides long. RefSeq lists its product as uncharacterized. The record is from RefSeq and is a predicted model, not a curated record. Gene Ontology annotation, molecular function: oxidoreductase activity; FAD binding. The transcript is spliced from 2 exons. Bases 1 to 1896 code for a protein of 631 amino acids. Lineage: Eukaryota; Fungi; Ascomycota; Sordariomycetes; Amphisphaeriales; Sporocadaceae.
AUGCAUCUGUGCGGUAUUUUCGCUUUCAUUAUUGCCACGCGCCACGUCGUGGCAGACCUGCUGCCUUUUGAGCGCAUUCAGUUGAGCGAUGCCGACGUUGACAGCUUCCCAGAUAUUGGUUUCGCUUCUUCAGAUAUACUCACUGACGACUAUCGAGCUGCAACAAACUGUAAAGAAUACCCUGGCAGUGCAGGCUGGCCUACCUCACAGGACUGGAACAGCUUCAACGAGUCUCUAGGCGGAGUACUCCUUCACCCUCUUCCGCCCGGCGCUGCGUGCUAUGCUGGACCAUUACACGACGAGCAAAAGUGCAAGUUUCUCUUGAGCAAUGCCACUUAUACACGUUUCUACAGCGAUGAUCCGGUCACUGUCCUGGCAGAGUGGCCGACUGGUAGUACCUGCUUGCCAACACUUGAGCCAACUGGCAAUUGUACUCAAGGAGGAUUGGUCACGUAUGUUGUGAAUGCCACGACGACCAAACACGUCCAAGCCGCUGUCAAUUUUGCUAGAAAUAGGAAUCUCAGAUUGGUGAUCAAAAACACUGGCCAUGACUUUGGAGGCAGAUCGACUGGAGCCGGGGCUCUGAGUGUUUGGACUCACAAUCUGAAGGAGUUUAUAUAUACCGAGGAGUAUUCUAUCGGCCAUUAUGAUGGUCCUGUGGCUCAAUACGCCGCUGGCACCGAGUCCUGGGAGCUAGGCAAUAGAAUGGCCAGCCUGAACGUCACCAUUGUUGCCCCCGGUGGCUCGACCGUGGGUGCUGGCGGCGGGUGGCUCAACGGUGGAGGCCACACUACCAUCACCUCCACCGUGGGACUUGGUUCAGACCAGGUCUUGUCCCUCAAUGUCGUUACAGCCGAUGGUCGGUUCGUGACUGCUGAUCCAUUCACAAACAAGGACUUGUUCUUUGCUUUGCGUGGCGGAGCCGGCAGCACUUUUGGUAUCGUGACCUCGGCGACGGUUAAGGUGCACCCGCGCAUGAACGUAACCGGAACGUCUUUGGAUUUUGCCUUUGAGGCCAACACGCCACCCCUAAAUGGCAGCUUUGGCAACUUUACCUUGCCGGGAUAUUACGUCAAAGAUGCCGAGACCUUUUGGAAGGGAACAUGCCUUUAUUACCUUUUUAGCAAGAAGACUGUGGAGGCAGGCGGGAUAGGAUUCAGCUACAUAUACCCACUCGGCAACGGGAGCUAUAGCUUCACUGGAUCGUCAACGUUCCCUGGCAAAACAACCGAAGAGGUCUAUCGCUUCAUGCAGCCUUUGUAUGACAACCUCCGUGAUGCAGGACUAAAUGUUAAAAAUGUCAAGCCAGCAAUAUCGUCUCCAUACGGCACUCGAAGCACAGGGAUGGGCGCGGUCCCCAACAACAAAAGGUACACUUCACGUCUCUUCCCGCGUACCCACUGGGACGACCCCGAGGUUUUCCAGCAAAGCAUGGCUGCUGUUCGGGUCGCGGUGGAAGCCGGAUACACGUUUCACGGCACGCUGAAUGGACCCAGCUUGGAGAUUGCUGGGUGGCCUGGCCGCGACAGCGCGGUGAAUCCGGCGUGGCGCGUGGCUGUCUUGCACGCCAUGCUCUUUUACAAGGACUACCUGGGCGUGCAGACGGCGCAGCAAGCCCGCGAGAGCGAGGCCGACAUUAAUCGGUACAUGGACACGUGGCGAGAGUUGACGCCCGGAUCCGGCGCCUACAUAAACGAGGCCGAUCCCGCGGAGCCAGAGUGGCAGCAGAGCUUCUUUGGGGACAACUACCCGAGACUUCUCGAGAUUAAGCGGGACAGAGAUCCCUGGGGCGUCUUCUGGGCACCUACGACAGUUGGUAGUGAGGGUUGGGCAGUGAGAACCGAGGACGAUUACCCUCAUUCGCAAAACGGCAAGCUCUGUCGAGUGAGUCAAUAG